AUGCUGGAUGGUCAUUUAUUCUCCGAGGGGCCCGACAGCCCCCGGGAGCGCCAGGAUGAGGAGUCUGGAAGCUGCCUCUGGGUGCAGAAAUCCAAGCUGCUGGUGAUCCAAGUGAAGACUAUUUCCUGUCAUUACAGUCCCCGUGCCCCUCCUCGACAGACCAUGGACUUCCAGGCCAGCCACUGGAUCCGCGAGCCCCAGAGCCACACGUGUGGGCCGCGCCCGGGAUCCCUUGAGCCGCCUCCCCGCCGGCCCUGGGCCGCCCGGGUGUUGCAGGAGGCGACCAACUGGCGGGCGGGGCCCCCAGCCGAGGCCCGAGCCCGGGAGCAAGAGAAAAGGAAAGCGGCAUCGCAAGAGCGGGAGGCCAAGGAGACCGAGCGGAAAAGGCGCAAGGCUGGUGGGGCCCGAAGGAGCCCCCCGGGUCGGCCGCGCCCGGAGCCUCGGAACGCCCCUCGGGUGGCACAGCCUGCCAGGCUCCCAGCUCCAUCGCGGCCAGAGCGCCCGGGGCCGGUGGGGCGACCGCCCCGUCCAUCCCUGCAGCCGCAGAGCGACCCAAGGGCGGCGUGGGUGGGGCCCUGGGGAGGUCGAAGGCCAGGGCCCCCAAGCUACGAGGCUCACCUGCUGCUGAGGGCCGCUGCGGGGACGGCCCCACGCCGCCGCUGGGACCGCCCGCCGCCCUAUGUGGCUCCUCCUUCUUAUGAAGGCCCCCACAGGACUUUGGGGGCUAGAAGAGGCCCCGAGCCCUCCCAGGCGCCCGGCUCGUCAGCCCCUGCUCAGACUCCGGCCAGGACAGAGGGAGGGUGCACGAAGAAAAGGCUGGAUCCUCGGAUUUACCGGGACGUCCUAGGGGCUUGGGGUCUUCGACAGGAGCGGGGUCUCUUGGGGGGGUCCCCAGGCUGUGCAACAGCUAGGCCAAGGCUGGAGCCCCGCAAGGGGGCGGCAGAGAAAAGCCUGGGGCUGGCUGCUGCCGGCCUGAACAGUGGUAGCGACGGCCACCCCCAGGCCCGAGCUGCUGGGAACCCCGGCGGGGCGACAGCUUCUGCGGGGUCCGCCACCGAGACUCCCAGCCGCCCGCGUCCCGCUCCCAGGUCCAGGCCCCACCUCAAGGGCCCCGGGGAAGGGGAAGAAUGUACAGGACAGAGCGGGCUCCCCAAACCCUGGAUUCCCUCCCUGAAAAAGCAUCCGCCCCCACACAGCCAGACCCUCCCCAGACCCUGGGCUCCAGGAGGCACGGGAUCCAGGGAGGCCCUGGGUCACCGGGAGAGGGCCGGACCCUUGGAGGCUUGGAAGGCGCCCCGCCGCGCCCACACCCUGCCCCGCAGUUCCAGCGGCCCUGCUCGCGGAGAAGGCAUUUUCGUCAUUGACGCCACGUGCGUGGUGAUCAAGUCCCAGUACGUUCCGACCCCUCGAACCCAGCACGUGCAGCUUUUGCCCGCUGGGGUGCCACGCAUCGUGGGAGAUGCCCCCCGCCAGCCGAAGCCCGGCCAGGCGGCGGGGGCGGGGGCCGCGGGCUUCCCUUCCCCUUGCCAAAAGCUGCUGUCGAGCAGUCGCCUCUCACCACAGCCACAUGCGGGGCGCGGGUUCGAAGCGGAGGGCGGGAAGCCCGCGGACUCCUCUUUGGAGGAGCGCGCCUCCCGCAUCUUGGGGCUCCCGGUGGACGAAGUGAACCUGCAAGGCGCCCCCACGCAGCCGGGGAGCCUAGGGCACUCCGCCCUCGGCCCGGCGACGCCGGGGGGCGCGGGGAGUGCGGAGGGCUCGGGGGCAGUGGCGGGGGUCCCACGGCCCGCGGGGCGGGGCUGGGCGCGGACCCCGGGACCCUACGCCGGGGCCCUGAGGGAGGCCGUGUCCCGCAUCCGCCGCCACACCGCCCCGGACUCGGACUCGGACGAAGCUGCGGAGCUCGGCGCCCACAGCAGCAGCUCUUCGGAGGGAAGCGACACAGAAGCCGCCGGCGCCUCCUGGCGGAGCGAGCGGGCCGGGCGCCGGGAAGGCGGGAAGGCCGCACCGCCGAACGGCAGCAUCCGGAGGAUUCUGGGUGUCAUCAGCCAAACCGAGGAGGCCCUCUUUGGAGAGAGGAGCGCCAAGGGGACCCCACAGAGAGACAGGGAGCGGCAGUAA
Messenger RNA from Eptesicus fuscus (big brown bat), 2118 nucleotides. It is a transcript of the gene DDN, whose product is annotated as dendrin. The coding region runs from base 1 to 2118 and encodes 705 amino acids. The transcript has 2 exons. Lineage: Eukaryota; Metazoa; Chordata; Mammalia; Chiroptera; Vespertilionidae. The record is from RefSeq and is a predicted model, not a curated record.